UGCAUUUAAUCAUUUAUCAGGAAUGAAUCUUAAAAGUCUUUCAAUAUGUGUAUUAAUCGUUCUUAUUGGAUAUGCCAAGUCCGAUGGCACUGAAUCUUAUAUAAUAUACAAUACAACGGCAUCGAAAGCCGAUCAUGUGCUGGUCCAUCAGUUUAAGCAGCGCAUUUACAAGAUGGUCGACUCUGUGCCCUGGCAUGCGCACGUUAAGGCCUGGGUUGAUGUGGGACUCAUUGUUGCGGACAAGCCAUUGACAAAGCUGAUGAAUGUGGCCAACGAGCUGGGCGAAUAUACUGAUUAUGAUGAAUGGAGGCGCGCUCUGUGGCAGAAGAUCGGCAACAAAUUUAAGCUAUAUACAACAGGCGAACUGAGGAGAUUUGUUAUCUUUGUGAAUACCCAUGUUAUGGGCCUCUAUCGCGAAAUGCUGAGGAGACAGCAACAGUCUAGGAAGGCCACUUUGGGUCUGGACUAUGCAGAAAGGGAAGGAGACUACUCGUAUGCAGGCGAAAGAUCUGCCUAAUUUUGAAACCAGGAAAAUU
This is a messenger RNA of Drosophila arizonae, 536 nucleotides long. RefSeq lists its product as uncharacterized. The record is from RefSeq and is a predicted model, not a curated record. NCBI's taxonomy places the organism in Eukaryota, Metazoa, Arthropoda, Insecta, Diptera, Drosophilidae.